GCGCCCACGGGUUAGACCUCAGAGCCGAGCCAGCCAUGGAGUGGGAUGGGGGAAAGUUUGGCACCCUGCGAGGGGCUGCCGGACUGGAGUGGGCGGGGCGCCCGAGGGUACUUUAGCCUUCCAGGCUUAGGGACUCAGGCUGCCCAGACCUGAAGCGGUGUGCGGCCAUGGACCGCGGAGCUGCCGCGGCCCAGGGCACUGCCCCGCCUCAGGAUGGAGAGCAGCCCGCUGAGUCUCCAGAGCCUCCGCCGCCUUGGCCGCCGCCGCCACCACCACCGGCUCCGCCGCCGGCUCCACCACCGGCUCCGCCGCCGGCUCCGCCGCUGCUCUCCGAGGCUUCGCCAGAACCCAUACCAGAGCCCUGUCCAGAGCUUGCUCCAGGUCCCUGUCCAGAGGCGACCUCAGAAUCAGCCACAGAACUGUACACAGAACCGACCCCAGAACCGGCCCCAGAACCUGCCACAGAGCCGGCCCCAGAACCUGCCACAGAGCCGGCCCCAGAACCUGCCACAGAGCCGGCCCCAGAACCGGCCCCAGAACCUGCCACAGAGUCUGCCCCAGAGCCGACUCCAGAACCUGCCCUAGAGUCGGUCCCAGAGCCGGUCCCAGAGCCGGCCCCAGAGCUGACUCCAGAAGUUGCCCCAGAGCUGGCCCCAGAGCCGACCCCAGAACCUGUGACAGAGCUGGCCCCAGAGUUCUGCCCUGAGGCGGCUCCAGAGUUCCGUCCAAGUCCAGCACCAUGUCUAUUGCAAUGUCCGGUGGACACUCGAGAGAGAGGUCUAAAGACCUCGCCAUCGCCAUCGCCAUCGCCAUCGCCCAGAACGCCAAUGUCGUGGUCCAGAAUAAAGAAAAUAUUGAAGGAAGGACCUAUGCUGAAGAACUGUAACUCUUUCAAGAGAUGGAAGCUUAGAUAUUUUCUGGUUCAAGGACAGAAGCUCUACUUUGCACACCAUCCCGCGUUUGCACACUUUGAAACGAUUGAUCUGUCUCAAGCCACCGUGGCAGAAAGCAGCUGUAGAAACCUUUGCCACAGUUUUUGUGUUAUUACACCACAACGAAAAAUCACUCUGGCUGCACCCAACCGGAAAGACAUGGAAGAAUGGAUUAACAUCAUAAAAACCAUCCAACAGGGAGAAAUUUAUAAGAUACCUGCAGCAGAAAACAACCCUUUUCUUGUUGGAAUGCAUUGUUGGUACUCCAGUUACAGCCACCGGACCCAGCACUGCAAUGUUUGUCGAGAGAGCAUUCCUGCCUUAUCUAGAGAUGCCAUCAUCUGUGAAGUGUGCAAAGUGAAAUCUCACAGAUUAUGUGCUUUGAGAGCAAGCAAAGACUGCAAGUGGAAUACAUUGUCUAUCACUGAUGACCUCCUUCUGCCUGCAGAUGAAGUAAACAUGCCCCAUCAAUGGGUAGAAGGAAACAUGCCUGUCAGCUCUCAGUGUGCAGUGUGUCAUGAGAGCUGUGGCAGUUAUCAAAGACUUCAAGACUUCCGCUGCCUGUGGUGUAAUUCUACGGUGCAUGAUGACUGUAGGAGACGGUUUUCCAAGGAAUGUUGCUUCGGAAGCCAUCGCUCAUCAGUCAUUCCUCCCACUGCUCUAAGCGACCCCAAAGGCGAUGGCCAAUUAGUAGUAUCUUCGGACUUCUGGAAUCUUGAUUGGUCAUCAGCCUGUUCAUGUCCCUUGCUCAUCUUCAUCAACUCCAAAAGUGGCGAUCAUCAGGGGAUCGUCUUCCUCCGAAAAUUCAAGCAAUACCUUAACCCAUCUCAAGUGUUCGACUUAUUGAAGGGUGGACCUGAAGCAGGGCUGUCUAUGUUCAAGAACUUUGCUCGCUUUCGCAUUCUGGUUUGUGGUGGAGAUGGCAGCGUGAGCUGGGUCUUAUCUCUGAUUGAUGCCUUUGGAUUACAUGAAAAGUGUCAGUUGGCAGUCAUCCCACUUGGAACUGGCAAUGAUCUGGCUCGUGUUCUGGGCUGGGGUGCAUUCUGGAACAAAAGCAAGUCACCUCUGGACAUCCUCAACAGAGUGGAGCAGGCUAGUGUGAGGAUCCUAGACAGAUGGAGUGUGAUGAUUCGUGAGACUCCCAGACAAACCCCGCUGCUAAAAGGACAGGUUGAAAUGGAUGUACCACGAUUUGAGGCUGCUGCCAUCCAACACUUAGAAUCUGCAGCCACCGAGUUGAACAAAAUCCUGAAGGCCAAGUACCCCACAGAGAUGAUCAUCGCAACCAGAUUCUUGUGUUCAGCUGUGGAAGAUUUUGUGGUUGAUAUUGUAAAGGCCUGGGGUCAGAUAAAACAGAACAACACUGCAAUAGUGUCUGUGAUUUUGAAAAGUGACUUAAUGUAUGAUAGGCUCAGUGUCCUGAUCGAUGUCCUGGCUGAGGAGGCAGCAGCUACUUCUGCUGAAAAAAGUGCUACAGAAUAUGCAGACAGCAGCAAGGCAGAUAGGAAGCCCUUCGUUCCUCAAAUAGACCACAUAGCCAAGUGCAAGUUGGAGCUGGCUACAAAGGCCCAGAGUCUCCAGAAAUCCUUGAAACUCAUCAUAUUCCAAGUUGAACAAGCUCUGGAUGAGGAAAGCAGACAGACAAUAUCUGUUAAGAACUUUAGUUCAACUUUCUUCCUGGAAGAUGACCCAGAAGAUAUUAACCAGACAAGCCCACGACGCCGUUCUCGUCGUGGCACUUUGUCUUCUAUAUCUUCUCUCAAAAGUGAGGACCUAGACAACCUUAACUUGGAUCACUUACAUUUUACACCUGAAUCUAUACGCUUCAAAGAAAAAUGUGUCAUGAACAACUACUUCGGAAUUGGACUGGAUGCUAAAAUUUCUCUGGACUUCAACACCAGAAGAGAUGAACACCCAGGGCAAUACAAUAGCCGCCUUAAGAACAAGAUGUGGUAUGGCCUUCUGGGAACCAAAGAACUUUUGCAGCGCUCUUACAGGAAACUGGAAGAACGAGUGCAUUUGGAGUGUGAUGGAGAAACCAUCUCCUUGCCAAACCUGCAAGGCAUUGUAGUGCUCAACAUUACCAGCUAUGCUGGAGGUAUCAACUUCUGGGGAAGCAACACAGCAACCACGGAAUAUGAGGCUCCUGCAAUCGAUGAUGGGAAACUGGAGGUGGUGGCAAUCUUUGGUUCUGUGCAGAUGGCAAUGUCCCGUAUCAUCAACCUGCAUCAUCAUCGCAUUGCCCAGUGCCAUGAGGUGAUGAUAACCAUUGAUGGUGAAGAAGGUAUCCCAGUGCAGGUGGAUGGGGAGGCCUGGAUUCAGAGACCAGGCCUUAUCAAAAUUAGAUACAAGAACGCUGCCCAGAUGCUGACAAGAGAUCGGGACUUUGAGAACUCAAUGAAAAUGUGGGAAUACAAGCAUACUGAAAUUCAAGCUGCCCCUCAACCCCAGCUGGACUUCCAGGACUCUCAAGAGAGCCUCUCUGACGAGGAGUAUGCCCAGAUGCAGCACUUAGCUCGGCUUGCAGAAAACCUCAUCAGCAAACUUAAUGACCUGAGCAAGAUCCACCAGCAUGUGUCUGUCCUCAUGGGUUCUGUGAAUGCCAGCGCUAACAUCCUGAAUGAUAUAUUUUACAGCCAAGACAGUGGCAAUGAGAUGGGUGCAGCUUCCUGUAUUCCCAUUGAAACUCUAAGCAGAAAUGAUGCCGUAGAUGUUACAUUUAGUCUUAAAGGGCUCUACGAUGACACCACAGCUUUCCUGGAUGAAAAGCUGCUGAGAAGUGCUGAGGAUGAGACUGCACUACAAAGCGCCCUGGAUGCCAUGAAUAAGGAGUUCAAAAAGCUAUCUGAGAUUGACUGGAUGAAUCCAAUCUUUGUUCCAGAGGAAAAAUCUUCGGACACUGACAGUAGAAGCCUCAGGCUGAAAAUUAAGUUCCCCAAAUUGGGAAAGAAAAAGCUAGAAGAGGAACGCAAGCCUAAAUCAGGCCAGAGUGUCCAGAGUUUUAUUGGCAAUUUAUGGCACCGCAGACAUCGUGAAGAUGAAGCAGAGGGUGAUGAUCCUCUAACACCAUCGAGAUCUCAACUGUAGCCCUUGAAAGCUGGAAGAACUCACAACAUUGAGAAUUCUACUAAAAAAACUCUCAAAACCUCAAUACAGGCUAGACUAAAUCAUUUCAGAACAAACAUGAGCACCACCAAGAAAGACCCUCCAAUUCUUUUCACUAAUGCAUUUUCCUGGACUUAAUCUGGUCUCCUUAGAGGUUUACAUUUCCUCAUUGGCCAAAGGUUCUUGUUCCGAGUUGUCUUGUUCAGUUCUCCUUCUCUUUGUGCAUCUUGAGCAACUACAGUAUUUAUUGGGAUAAGCUCUUUAUGAAUGGCCUGGGAUCUAUAAAGGAUUCAAGGGAGUUCACCUCUUCAGGGAGUUUUGGAAUGGUUUUCUCUGACCAGCAGAGAAACUAUCAAUGAUAAGGAAUGAAUGAAAGACACACAGACUCCCAGGGAGAUGAAGAGAAGGGGGCAGGCAGGACAGCCAGACUUGGUUGUGUGUCUCUCCGAAUCCCUGCCAACUGCAACUUGCACCUUCAGGAGAUCUCUUCUAGUUGGCUCAUUAAAAUGAGAACUAGAUCCUGGGGGCUUGUCCACUUUCCUGUUAAGAUGACCAUGUGAAAUCUCUUUUUGUAGAUAUGGUAACCUCUCUCUCUCUUUCUCUCUCUCUGCAAACCCUUUGCGUUUUUCUAUGUGUGCUUGUAUGUCUGCAUAUGUCCAGGUGGUGCUCUGGUGGGCUCAUUGGUUGGAACUCACCCCUCAUGGCAACCAUACAGGCUCCCCUCCUGCUGCCUUGAUCCUAGCCUGCAUGCCUCCACGGAGUGUUUGCCUGCAUUCUUGCUGGAUUUUUUAACUAAAUGUUUUGCCGCUGUGCUGCAGUAUAGAUUAUGUAUAGAGACAUAAAGAUGUAUAUAUAUAUAUACAUACGCAUAUAUAUUUUUAAGAGCUGAAAAUACAACUCGACCUCUAAGUGACCCUAUAAUUUAUUGUGCUAAUCCAGGAAUCCCUUCCCACUCCCCCUUACUCUACAUAACAAUAACACAUACACCUCUACCAACUGCCCUAUUUCUUGGUGGAGCUUCUAAAUCUUUUGGUGCAUUUUCAGCGUCUUAGAGGUGGCUGGGAUCUAUGGCCCAGCUGAUUCUGACGCCCCCUUAAAAUUCUGAGCCAGGCCAUGGAAAGGGGAACAAAAACACCAAUGCCCUAAAGAAGGGGUUUAAGCUGGCAUGCUGCCUUUUUUUGCUCUAUCUGUCCUAGACUCUUCAUCAGCAACUGUGCCCUUCCCCAAUAAAAAGACUAUAUGGAGCAACCAGGCCUUGAGCUCUGUGACUUAGAUGCCUGAACUAGGGACUGCCUGACAAUUAAGUCACAGCCUAGGCCCUUCCCCACAAGCUCCAUCUUGGCCUGAUCUUCUGGACAGGCUGUUGGGUCAGUCCUCAAGUCACCUUCAAAUCUCCCAUCUUGCCCUUUUCCCUUGAGUACAGAGGGGCAUUGAAGUGAUCAGAAAAAACAUGGGCCUGGAGAAAUGAAGGCUAGAAGCCUGUGCUUUCCUGUGGUUCUUCUUGCAAAUUUCUCAUGAAAAUAAACUAUUCCUAAAUCGCUCCAAAUCCUAAUUCACAUUUUUCAAAAAUGCCUUCUCCCAGUCAGGCAAAUCUAAUCAAACCCCAAUGCCCAGAGAGGUUCUCUCUGGUCAGCCUUGCAUCUUCACCCCACCCUUGACUCAUACCUUUAGUUAACUGUCCCUUCCCACUUAUCAAGAGAAAACUGGCCUCUCCCUACUUCUCAGACAAACUUAGCGUGCUCAAUUACCUGAUUCAGUCCAACGGCUGGUUCAUUGAGGUGCACAAUUCAGAUUCCAAGCACUGGUUCUCAACUCUGGAACUCCACCAGCCUAACCCACUUAAACCAGCCACCUGUGCUCCACCUCCGCAGGGGUGAGGAGAAAAAUAUUAACAAGGGGAUAGUCCCCAAAUGUCUGAUUGCUGUGCCAAACUAAGUCCUAGCUCUACAACUAGAGAAGAAAGUCAAUGGAAAAAGAUGACAGAAAACAUUUAAAACUUAUUUAAGCAUCAGAAUGUGUUAGCUUAUUGUACAUAUUUGAGUAGUGAGUGUGCUGUUGUUGUGUCUUUGACUUUCUCUGUUAUUAGUCUUUCUUCCCAGGAGGAGGUAUUAGAUGAAAUCAGCAAGCUCACUAUUGCAGUCUGACUUGGCUCCUCUAUGGCUGCAUGCGUUGACACCUGCACACACACUCACAGAGUGGGAACCAAGUUGCAUUUUCUUCAGAAGAGCUUUUUCCGAAGGGGAAAAUGUCCAAAUGAGCAAAUUUAGGACUACAGAAGGAAGUCCUGGGAGAAGGUAGCUUUAUCUUGGCAGUGACUAAGCAGGGCUGUGUCUUGUAAUUAUUUUUAUCACUGAUGACAAUAAACUGUAAUAAGACUCCAUCUCUUGUGCUUACUUUGCUGCAAUAAUUAGGUCUUUGUGCACAGUGAUGCUGCUGUUGCUCUGUUGUGCCAUGUGGAUUCCCUUUCACCUACCCUGUCCUCCCACUCUGAGUCAGAAUGAUAUUGACUGAAACCACUAGUAUUUGGGGCUAGAGUCAGCUCAUGGAGCACAGUUGAUAGAUGACAAGGCCCAGGAGCAGGUGUGGCUUGCUCAAUCCCUCAGUUACCUCCUAAAUUGCUAAGUUACCAGUAGUUUCCCAAAAAGGAAGAUAGCUUGCCAAGCACCUGUUCUUGCAUAUGCUCACUUGGAAACAAAGCAAGAAGUGAUGCCUCAAGGGAGUUGUCUUAGCUCUGGGAGUGUGAGCUCCUUUAAGGACUUUGUUAACCACUUGCAAUAAUUAAUACAAUUGCUUGGGUGGUGGGACCAAACACCAAAUAUCCAUCUCAAUUAUGUUCAGACAUCAUUAAGACCCAAAGCUCUAGGGUUUGGUUGUAUCUUUGGUAGCACUUUCUGACGAAUUGGUUGGGUAGACAAUUCCUGGCCAGAAGAAUAGUGGAGAAGAAAAAGCCGAUACAUUUGAACUGCCACCAACUGCUUCUGGUGUCAAUACUAUAGGAGGUAAACAGUUAUGGGUCCCCUUCUCCAGAAAGGCCCUGUGCUGUGUCCAUAAGAGCAGGUUAAGAAUAAGAAAGAGAUUUUUUACCUUAAUAAAACUGGGCCAGAAGAAACAGUCAGGGUCAACGUCAUCUUCCCUCAGGACACAAAUGGAAGAAUUUUUCUUUCACGAGAGGUGGAAAAUAAUACCAAAGCAACCAAACCCAUUAGCACCAUUCCAUCCUAUAUGAGACCUUGCUUGGCUAUAUGGUUUGUGGAAUUGCAUUUGUCUAUUUGUCAGUGAAUCUGUAAUCCAUUGUUGUUUUCUGCUCUGUGUUUUUUAUUUCCUCAGAGGCCCCUGCAAAUAAGCAGCAGGGCCAGGGGCUGGUUGGGGGAGGAAGCUGGGGUAUUUACAUGGUAACAGGAAAAAGCAGAAAAAAAAGAUCCACAAAGUGUGCCUAUUCCUCUCCCCCCGCCAAAUGGAACACCAGUCCUCAAUGUUAAUAAAGUAUUGCUUCUUUAAAUAUUUUAAUAAAUGGAUAAACAUAA
Molecule: messenger RNA, 7561 nt
Organism: Pan troglodytes (chimpanzee)
Lineage: Eukaryota; Metazoa; Chordata; Mammalia; Primates; Hominidae
Gene: DGKK
Product: diacylglycerol kinase kappa
Exons: 28
Coding region: 168-4019 (1283 amino acids)
Biological process (GO): phospholipase C-activating G protein-coupled receptor signaling pathway
Cellular component (GO): plasma membrane
Molecular function (GO): ATP-dependent diacylglycerol kinase activity
Source: RefSeq, a predicted model, not a curated record